Molecule: messenger RNA, 1233 nt
Organism: Closterium sp. NIES-65
Lineage: Eukaryota; Viridiplantae; Streptophyta; Zygnematophyceae; Desmidiales; Closteriaceae
Source: the annotation of a GenBank genome assembly
AUGCGAGGUACGGGGAAAACGGUGGCAUGUGGAGGGACUAGAGGCGGGGUAAGUGGGGGGGGUGAUUUGGGGAAGAAGAAAUUGCACUGGAAGCAGAAGAAAGCGAUGGAAGAAAGGAAGCAAGCGGACGAGGAGAAGGGAAGGAAAACGGGAGAAACUGGGGAGGCGGAUGAGGGGAAGAAGAAAUUGCACUGGAAGCAGAAGAAAGCGAUGGAAGAAAAGAAGCAAGCAGACGAGAAGAGAAAGAAAGAGGGGGAAACCAGGGAGGCGGAUUUGGGGAAGAAAUUGCACUGGAAGCAGAGGAAAGCGAUGAAAGAAAAGAGGCAAGCGGAUGAGGGGAAGGGAAAGCAAGCGGGAGAAACUGAGGAGGCGGAUGAGGGGAAGAGGAAAUUGCAUUGGAGGCAGAAGAAAGCGAUGGAAGAAAAGAGGAAAGCGGAUGAGGGGAAGUUAAAGCAAGCGGGAGAAUCCGGGGAAGCGGAUUUGGGGAAGAAGAAAUUGCACUGGAAGCAGAGGAAAGCGAUGGAAGAAAAGAAGCAAGAGGAUGAGGGGAGGAGAAAGCAAGCGGGAGAAUCUGGGGAGGCGGACUUUGGGAAGAAGAAAUUGCAUUGGAAGCAGAAGAAAGCGAUGGAAGAAAAGGAGCAGGCGGAGAGAGCUGGAGAGGAGAAGCGGAAGUUAGGACGUGAGGGAGGGGAUGAGAGGGGCAAUGGAAGGGGGGACGAGAGGCGGGGGAAAAGGAGAAGGAUGUUAGAACGAGGGACAAAAAAGAGAGAGGUGGGAGAGGAGGAGGGUGCAGGUGAUGCGGAGGGGAAUCUGAUGAAGCCGAUUGACAAGCAGGCGGCGAGUGGUUUGUCAGAAAGGCGACUUGUGAGUCCACUCCGGGGCCAGCUCGAAAUGGAAGCGGGAGAGGAAGAGGGGGAGGAGGAGGAGGAUGCAGGUGAAGCGCAGGGGAAGCUGAGUGGGGUGCGCAGAGGAAAGGUGACGGCGAGUGAAUUGGCUGAAAGGCGGCGGAUCAAGGGAGAGCUCCUGGCGGAGGAGAUUAAGAGGGAGAUAAAGAAGCUGGUGGACACAGGGAACCUAGAGCAGCUUCUGGCAGAGGAGAUUAAGUGGGAGAUACAGAAGCUGGUGGAAACAGGGAAUCUAGAGCAGGUGAGCAGAGAGAAGGUGAGCGAGACUGGGAUGAGUCUACCUCUGAGGCGCCUCAACGGCGGGAUGGCUUCUGGCGGAGGAGAUUGA